Messenger RNA from Bufo gargarizans (Asiatic toad), 3314 nucleotides. It is a transcript of the gene PTGDR, whose product is annotated as prostaglandin D2 receptor. Gene Ontology annotation, molecular function: prostaglandin D receptor activity; thromboxane receptor activity. The record is from RefSeq and is a predicted model, not a curated record. NCBI's taxonomy places the organism in Eukaryota, Metazoa, Chordata, Amphibia, Anura, Bufonidae. Gene Ontology annotation, cellular component: plasma membrane. Gene Ontology annotation, biological process: G protein-coupled receptor signaling pathway; inflammatory response; positive regulation of cytosolic calcium ion concentration.
CUUCAGAUUUCCUGGGAGCUGAAGCACACUUAUAGAAGAGCUGGUUUCAGACAGAUGAGUAGACCAGACCUUACGGACAUCGGCUUCUGCCUCAUCUUGACUUCUGGACAAGUCUCGUCUACAUACUAGUCUUCACAUGGAGCUUUACCCAUGUUCUAACAGGACUGCCAUCCAAGGGGAUUAUUCGGUGAUCCCAAGCUCCUUGCUGUUUUCUGCCGGUCUACUAGGAAAUAUCAUCGCCAUUUUCAUCCUAUGGCAACACAAGUUAAGCGCAAGGAGAAAAACCUCCGUCUUUUAUAUCUUGGUUACUGGUCUGACUGUAACUAACCUGUUGGGAAAAUGUUUGGUGAGCCCCAUGGUGUCUGCUGCUUACUCCAAAAACCAAACCCUGGUGGAGAUGGCAAAAGACCGGAAGAUGUGUGAUGUCUUCAGCUUCUUCAUGAUUUUCUUUGGCUUGGCCCCAAUGCUUAUUCUUCUGGCCAUGGCUCUGGACUGUUGGAGCUUGGCAAAUCCAUUCUUUUAUCAUACGCACAUCACCAAAAAAUUUGCCAUGCUGGUCCCGGUGGUGGUAUACGCUUUCAGCGCUGGAUUCUGUUCAAUGCCGUUCUUCGGCAUUGGGAAGUUUGAACAGUAUUGUCCAGGGACCUGGUGCUUUAUACAAAUGACCGUGGAGGACUCGCAGCCUAAAGUUUUGGCUUAUUCUUUACUUUAUGGAACAGUUAUGGGACUACUAGUUGUAGCCAUCAUCAUCUGCAACGUGGCUACCAUGAGACUCCUUUACCAGAUGUACCAGAACCAGAGUUCCCUCAAAGUUGGACCCAAGGUAGAAUUUGUUAAGCAGCAGUCCGGCAUGGAGGCGCUCGAUCAUCUAAUCCUCUUGGUAGUCAUGACAGUUGUUUUUUCGAUUUGCUCUCUUCCUUUAACUUUCAGAGUCUACAUUGGAGCCUUCAUGAAAGAGAAUAACGAAUACGCCGACCUUAUAGUCUUGAGGUUUCUCUCUAUGAACUCCAUAGUGGACCCUUGGAUUUUUAUCAUCUGUAGGACAUCAAGGUUUCACCACCAUUUGCAUAGACUCUGCAGCAGGAUUCACUCUAUAAGCAAUCCCCCGAGCCAGCUGCUGGAUGAGAGCUUUAAGAGUGAAUUGUAAGCUGAAGACCUGGUUGGGAUUUCUAGGAAGUAGCCAAGAUUUUGGAAAGUUGACUAUGGAAAUAUGGGCCGACGCUCUUUCAUGCAGAAGAUGCACUCAAUGUAUUUACAAUGUAUAACUCUACUGAGAGGCGACGAGGGCCGCAGAGAUAUUCCAAGCAGGGUGCAUGCAUUCUUGACACAUGAGAAACAAUGUGGAUGUUUGUCCUGGAAACUCCGUCUGGUGACGUCAUGGAACUCUAUGCUCGAUACUAUGAUAUCAGGAAAGAUAAGAGGGAAGGAGGUGAACUGUGAAUGAGGGACAACAGAGGACCUCUUAUUUUUCAUAAACUAUGGCCCUGGUGGCCAUUGGUUUAGUAAUCUAGUCCCUGGAAUCCAGUGGGACCAUCCCUGUUAACUACUACUUUAGACUGUUCAUAUGAUCUUGAGACAAGAUGAUGGCAGCUGCCCUUUUUUUUUUUUUUUUUUUAUCACAAAUGGCCGUGUACAGGCAGGGAUGUUCUUCCUAACCUUUAAUGGAGAUAUCCCGAGAUGUGCAGCAUGAGAUUAUUUGCAUUAAUCUGUUUGACAUUGUAAACCAUGCAAUUUUUUUUUAAAUCUGCUCAUCUCACUUCACACAUCUCAGGAUAUCUCAAACCAAGAGGAAAGGUAAGGAAGGACCCUAUACAUAAAUUGUUGGACAGAGUGGGUUAUAAAAUAAAAGAAACAAUACUGGCCUUACCGAUCCCCACUAGUCUCUAUUUCCUGAUCCCUUCAGCACACAGGAAAUGUCUGUUCAGCCAAUCACUGACGGAGGCGGGUCACCACUGGUGCCAGUGAUUGGCUGAGUGGGCAUUUCCUUGUGUAGAGGUGGGACCAAAAAGUACAGACCAGAGGAGACCUGGCAGGGGGCCUCAAGCCGUUGGCUGAAAAAAAUGACUAGAGGGGCGGACAUACCGCCUAUGCAGCAGGUUCAGCUACACAGGGGCCCAGGUGGGAGUGGGACCCUUCCCAGCUGUAGAGCAGUAGUAAAAAUGUCCAGACUGCACUGCCAAGAUAAGUGUGGGGCUUAUUGGGCUGACGGGGGCAGAGCUUCGUGACCGAUGAGGCAGGUUUUGCUCUCUGAUGGAGUGGUGCUUCUCAGUGCUCUAGGGUCCCCCAAAUAUAACUUUGCUUGGGGCCCCAGAAAUACCAAAUCUGCCACUGUCAAUAUCAUCCUGUCAAUAGGACAAGUCAUGUUAGCUACUUGGGGGGCACCUGAUGGACCUGAGCCUAAAGAUGCCCUAGCUAAAAAACAAACAAACAAAAAAAAAAUCCAGUCCUAGGAUCACAUAUUCCUGCCAGGCGAUGUACUGAAGCAGGGGACUCAUUAGAUUUAAUACUUGCAGCUGCUAGUCCUCCAACCUCAGGGAUACCCAGGGAACCCAUAAUUAUUCCUAUGAAAAUUUCAAUAAAAUUUGUAUUUUUGUUCAUUUACAUCUCUGCUUGUUCUGCUUAGGAGUCCAGUGGGCUGCACUCUCCUUGACUUCCCUAUAUAACUGUGCAUACAUAGAUAACUACCAGUCAAUGUUAGGACCGCCCACUGGACUCCUAAGUAAAGAAAAAGCAGGAAUGUAAAGGAACAAAAAUAGAAGUAAUACUAAAUCUUUUCCCUCCUGCGAUAUAGCAUGAACGCUGCAGAUAAGACACCAUGUGCGAUAUGGCAGGACCCUUUAAGACAAACAAUGGAAGUGAAUGAAUGAGGUUUGACUUGUGUUUGCGGUUAAUUUACGCCAGUGCUGUAGUUAGUAAGGGUCUGUUUACAUAGCCAUAGCCAAUGUCUCUAUUGCUUUCCAUACAGACUUGUUUUGCCAAAAAUAGGAAAAGAUCCCAUGGGGAGUGUAGAAGAAAAUAGUUCCAGCACUUGAAAUAACUCAGUUGCACUUUAUUUCUUCUUGUAGCAUAUGCCCAUGGGAGUGGUUUGUUUUCUUCUCUCUGCCAAGAUGCCAUCUUCGAAUAGAAGACAAGCUUCAGAGCCAUGUAAACAGGCCCUUAGAAAGCCUAGACCUUGUGAGGUAAUACAGGGAACCUAUAUUAUGUCACUAUAUGACAGGUAACAUGCAUGCACACGGCUACAUACUGUAUGACUAUGCCGCCCAACUACAUUGCAUGUGUGUCCAUGCACAAUAUAGAAACCAUAUAAAUCUCUA